Strigops habroptila (Kakapo) is the source of this 2805-nucleotide messenger RNA. RefSeq names its product NFAT activating protein with ITAM motif 1 (gene NFAM1). The transcript has 6 exons. The coding region runs from base 152 to 901 and encodes 249 amino acids. Gene Ontology annotation, molecular function: transmembrane signaling receptor activity. Gene Ontology annotation, biological process: regulation of B cell differentiation; B cell receptor signaling pathway; positive regulation of cytokine production. The record is from RefSeq and is a predicted model, not a curated record. Gene Ontology annotation, cellular component: membrane raft. NCBI's taxonomy places the organism in Eukaryota, Metazoa, Chordata, Aves, Psittaciformes, Psittacidae.
AAAAGCAGUGUGUGUCCAUCCUGAUGUUCCUUCGCAAACAGGAGGGGAUCAACCAGCUGCCUGGGUGUGGAAAUACCUGACAACCCCCAUCUCUUUCGCCUUUUGGAUCUUUGUAUCUGACUGUUGUCUUCCAGCCUUUGACCCCCGCAUCAUGGCCUCUACUCUAAAAGUCAUCUUCCUGUUUCUUUGGUUGCUUCAGUGUGGAGGGGCAAGUGUCGAUGUACAGCAGAAGCCUCCAAUCCAAGUUGCACUGCUUGAGGAAGGAAUAUCCAUCCCCUGUACAGUCAUCUUCCCUUACAUGCCAAAAUACACCACAUUUUCAAUCUUCUAUUACUGGAUUAAUUCACUGGGCCAGAAAACAUCCAUUUACAGUAAGUUGGAAAGCGUAACCAUCCCUCCUGGAGAAAAGAAUAAGACUGCUACUGUAUCUUACAAACACAUAAUCAGGCCCCUUGAAAACACCUCUUCUACUGGCACAUACUACUGCGACGUCAAAUGGAAUGACAUCCAGAAGAUGGGAAAGGGAGUGUUUGUCCUUGCUAGAGGUACAGGGUACGUAGAGACCUCUUAUGGGUGGGAAGUCCUCAUUACCUUUACUGUUCUCCUUGCUGCACUGAGCAUAGCCGCAACAGCUCUGCUUCUGUGGAAAAGAAAGGUGUUGUGCCCUGAAAGGAACCAGCUAAAUAUCCUGGGACAGAAGGUGGAAACGCAGCCCCCUUUAGCCGUCCCACCACCACCAUCUCCUGUCUAUGAUUGCCUGGAUUUGCAGCAUGUUGAUGUCUAUUCUAUCCUCAAGGACAAUACAAACAACCCAUCAGCCAGAAAGAGUCCUCCAGGGAAGACACCUAAGAAGCAAGCAACUCUAGAAGAAUCCUGUGAUACACUGUAUGAGAAUAUCUAACAGGGAAAAUCUGACCCUGUGUGGACCAGACAUCUUUCUGUACAGCAGAAUUACUCUCUUACAUCCCCAGUUCUCUGCAGAGAUCCACACUGACUUCAGGGCACAACCAUGAGGGACUUGUGACCCCCUGGCUCCUUCUAAACUGCCCUUCAUUAACAAGAGAAUGCAUCUGUUCAAAUCCCACUGGGCUCAGUCUGCAUUGAUGCAGCAGAGCUAUUUUGCAGCAAAGCUGUUUGAUGCAAAAGAAAAGCUGCUAUUGUCAAGCACUCACGUGUAUCUUAGAAAUGGUGCAGAUGGGAUCUGUGCAGGUUUCUCUCACCUGGAAUGACUGAAAUACUUAAAUCUCGAUCCUCUGUAAAUGAUGGGACAAUCCAGAGACCUCCCUGCUUGCUGGCUUGAUCUUCCAAUCCUGACCUGCAGCAGUCCCUCUGAUCCUGUGUCUGAUGCAGUCAUCAGGCCUUCAUGCAUAGUUUAACCAAGAUCCAAGCAUCCACCUGCCCAUUCUUCCUUUCUCAGGAACCCCACAGUGAAACAUGCUUUCUCAUAAUCUGCUAAUCCCAUCAAGUAGUCACAGAUGCCUGCUGUGACCAUACUCAGCUGACUCAAAUCAGUGCCUCCGGUAAAUGCUUUCCCCUCAGCAAUAACAGCAGUAUACGGUGAGGACUGGAUGCACAGACAGAGAUUAAAGAUGAAGAAAAGGAAAACAGAGAAAAUAACCCUGCCUGGCAGAAAAUACCCCCGUCUCAGCAACAGUGCCAUUUCCAGAACAAGGAAGAGGAACAAGGAGGUGGGAAUCUGUGGAAACUCCCUUACUGGGGCCGCAUAAGCCAAGUGGGUCUGGGGCCAGGUUUCAGCUCAGAGAAGUUCAAGCCGAGCUCCCCAGUUUCCUGUUCUUUUUGGCAAUGGGCAUUGUUAUCGCUUGAAAUUUUGAGCCUCUGUGGGAGCAGGCAUGGUACCUCUGCCCCACCAAAGCCAAUAGCUUUGCCUUUGUUUUAGGUGGCCAGUACUUCCCAACAAGGGUAUAAGGCUCCUUUUCCCCGAUCCCGUAGGUUAUUUGCCCAGGUAGACCAGUUCUGAAAUUUAGAGCGACUGGAGGGAGGCCCUAGAGAUGAAUUUUCUAUCCAAGCUUUUCUCUUUCCUGUCAGCUGGAACUUGCCUACUAUUUGUGCUGAUGCAUAUUCUAGUUCUGAUAGGGAAGAGGUUACAUGAAAUAUCCAUAUAACAUGAUCAAACUAGUGAUCAAAAAGCUGAGGCUGUUUUAUCUCAGAUUAAAAAAACAACAACAGAAAAACAACCAAACAAAACCAACCCAAAAUAAGAAUAUGCAGCAUAACUUGAGAGGAAUCAUAGAAGCCUCUUUAAAGAAGAAGAUCAAAUUAAAAUUGAGCUCCAGGGUCAUAGGACCCUCUCUAGUUGAAGAUAAUGUUGCUAUGCAUCAGAGAUAGGGGCUAUGGAAAAUGUCUCCGGGGCCUCCAGCCUUCCUAUACUAUGUUUAAAGAGAUAAUCCGCUUAUUGCGUUGCUCUUUUUAUUAGAAGAGAUUUCAAACAUGCAGUUUGGACUUUCUUUAACCACAGGAAAAUGCUUUUUCUCUUCCCAGUGUUGAGGAAUUCAUUUCAGAAAGAGGAAUGAAUAGACAGUGUGGCUUAUUAGACCCGUUUGCCAUUUAAGUGAUCAUGACAAUUACAAAUAAAUAUUUUUGAAGAAUUUUUGUGUUUCCUACUAUGACCAGAAAACAUUUGUGUUUACAGAAAAAUUUAAAGAGGAUUGUACAGGUAUUACAAUUCCUUUCUUUAACAAAUUUGAAGAAAUGAUGAGAUGAAUUAUAAAUAUGUCGCAGCAUGGCAAUAAAAUAUUCAGCAGAAGCUGGUGGAAAAUAGAUAAAAAGUGAAAACUUUCAAAACAA